This is a messenger RNA of Morchella importuna, 2274 nucleotides long. RefSeq lists its product as uncharacterized. The record is from RefSeq and is a predicted model, not a curated record. The coding region runs from base 1 to 2274 and encodes 757 amino acids. The transcript has 3 exons. NCBI's taxonomy places the organism in Eukaryota, Fungi, Ascomycota, Pezizomycetes, Pezizales, Morchellaceae.
AUGACUCCAAACACCGCUCAGAGCACUCCUGGUAGCUCACAGAGCACAAAUCAACUUCCCAAUAAGAAGCGCUUGCGUGACAUAGACGAAGACGAUAACGAAAAGACCUACCGAAAAACCAAGAAACACAAAUGGUCCCGGAAACAUAAGAAACACCGAACUUCCUCAGGUCGCAAAUCGUCCCGCAAAACUGUCAAGCCUAUCCCGGAGGAGAUACCAGAAACACCCCCUAAGCAGUCGCCAGUACUUUCCGGGCUCACCCCGAUCAACAAGAGCCGAAAACAAAAUCCUGUACCUCCACCAAUCCGGACUGAAACCCGGACUCCGCCAAAUACUAACCUAGCUCCAUCGGACACUGAAGGGAUCUUCCCGAGUAACUGGGGAGCAACCCUAACUGAUUCCGACUCCUUUCCCGACUUUAGUUCCGAACCCUCUGAACCAUACAUAAGUGACGAUCAAGACCCACCAACAGGUCCAGCAACAGGCCCACUAGCAGCGGUCUCCACUGCUUCCUCAGCAAGCAGCAGUGCUUCACCAGAGGCCCUUGUACGGACGACCGUACUUAGGGUUAGUGCUACCCCACCAGCACCCGCUAGUGCUCUACAAAAGAAUGUUGCCCGGAAGACCAUAGUCCCAAGUCAAGUUCUCACUCGGUCCAAGUCUAGUGCAGUCCGCUCAACAGGCCCAGCAACAGGCCGCUCAACAGGCCCAGCAGGCUCUACUACUCCCUCACCAGCACCCGUCAGUGCUCCACCGAAGGUUCUUGCACCGGAGACCCCUACAUUCAAGCCCCGACGCCCCUCUCGGUUAUUUUCUAGUGCAAGCCCGUCCGAACUAAUAGACCACCCCUCACCAGUACGACAGAGACGAAUUAGACCCGAGCCAUCGCCGAUUGUCCAAGAGACAUCCCCGAGUGUUCAAGAGACAUCCCCGAGUAUUCAAGAGACAUCCCCGAGCUCGACCGCAUUCAAGAUGACUCAAGCAAGCAAAGCGAAGAUGACUUUAGGUCUACUCAACCUACCUAAAGUGUACACCAGCAUCCGCAACAGCCUAAAGGCGGAAAUGCAAAAUUGGCUCAUCGCAGAUGUUGAUAUGAAGGAUAGGUUAUCAAGGGGACAGGGAGACCGUCAGUUCAAAGAGGCUGCCGGUGAUAGUGAUGAUGAUGAUGACGGCGGUGGUCAGGCAGCCGGAAGACGCUCUCGCAAAGGGAAAGAGCGUGCAGUACCUCCGGAACUCGUGCGACCUUCCAUAAUGGUUACCGUGGUGGACCCCGAUGCUCUAGGGGCAUUUUUUAUGCUCGUCCCACCACCUACUUAUGACUGGAAUGAUCCCCUGAACGAACCUUCGUUCAUCGGAAUUUUGACCAAGAUAACUUUCCCGGAGCUAUGCAACUUGAUCCUGAAGCACACCGCACCCGACAGAGCAGUCAGAACUAUCUGGGGGGCAAUUGAGAAUGUCCCCCCGGCAGCUGUUCCUCCCGUUCGGCCGGUGGAGGUACAAAUUACCGAUUCAGAGGAGCUCGAAGGUUGGUUGAAGAACAGCAAUGCCAGGCCUCGGAGGAUAUUGGCGGUCCUCCACAGAGCAGGCGCAGGUGCUAACCUGGGUGGUGCGGAAUCCCCCCCGUUGAACCCGGCUUUCCCUCAUGUUGAGGAAGAUGAUUAUAGCAUGAUCGAUAUUCCUGCGGAGGAUUCGGAUUACGAGGAGGGAAAGCACCGGAUAAAUGCCAAAGGACUGAGGGUAUAUAUGCCUAGAACUGAUGCCAGUAAUCAAAGGCUAAUUCAGACUCUUGUUAGGCGUCGCGAUAGACAGCAGGAUGCUAUCGACGAUUUAGACCCCAAAUACUUUAGGAAGUAUCCUUUGGGUGUCGGGGUUGCUGACCCAAACUUCUUACAGGGGACGAUCUGGACACCUGCCGGGAUAGCAGCCAAGAGAGCUGCUGACGCACUCGCGGCUGCUGGUGAUGGAGGUGGUGGUGGUGGUGGUGGAGGUGGUGGUGGAGGUGGUGGUGGUGGAGGUGGUGGUGGUGGUGGUGGUGGUGGUGGUGGUGGUCUAGGACCUCCACCGCCUCCGGGCGGACCUCCUCCUCCUCCGGGCGGCGGUGGUGGUGGAGGACCAGCUGGAGCGGUGGGUGGUGGAGGUGGCCAGCUGGAGGCGGUGGUGAUGGUGGUGGUGGGCCAGCUGGAGGCGGUGGUGAUGGUGGUGGUGGUGAUGGUGGUGGUGGUGAUGGUGGUGAUGGUGGUGGGCAUAAUUAGUUCCCUUUGGUAUAAUCUCUGA